AUGCUUCGCGGCUGCCCGCGGUCUAGCGCACUGAGGCAUCUUCCCGAGAGCGGCCGUGCCUCCGCGUCUCUGCACUGCGCACCCCGUCCGGCCGCUUCGUCGCCCCCGCCGCCCGCCCGUGCGUCCGAGCGGCCGCAGCCCUCCGCCGAGGGCGCCCCGGGACGGAAGGGUCCAGCAGCCUGCCGGCGCCCGCCGCGCUCGUGGUCGCCGUCGCCGUGGUCGUCGUGGUCGUGUCCGCCGUCGCCUGGGCCAUGGCCAAUUACAUCCACGUCCCGCCCGGCUCGCCCGAAGUGCCGAAGCUCGACGUGACGGUGCAGGACCAGGAGGAGCAGCGCUGCCGCGACGGCGCCCUGAGCCUGCUGCGGCACCUGCGGCCGCACUGGGACCCCCGGGAGGUGACCCUGCAGCUGUUCACAGAUGGGAUCACAAACAAGCUCAUCGCCUGCUAUGUGGGCGACACCAUGGACGAUGUGGUUCUGGUGAGGAUUUACGGCAACAAGACUGAACUGUUAGUUGACCGAGAUGAAGAAGUGAAAAGCUUCCGUGUGCUGCAGGCGCAUGGCUGUGCACCUCAGCUCUAUUGUACCUUUAAUAACGGACUGUGCUAUGAGUUUAUCCAGGGGGAAGCUUUGGACCCACAGCAUGUCUGCAACCCAGCCAUUUUCAGGCUAAUAGCUCGUCAGCUUGCUAAAAUCCAUGCUAUUCAUGCCCACAAUGGCUGGAUCCCCAAAUCUAACCUAUGGCUGAAGAUGGGGAAAUACUUCUCUCUCAUUCCCACAGGAUUUGCUGAUGAAGACAUUAAUAAAAGGUUCCUAAGUGAGAUCCCGAGCCCUCAGCUUCUUCAGGAGGAGAUGACUUGGAUGAAGGAGAUUCUUUCCAGCCUGGGCUCACCUGUGGUACUUUGCCAUAAUGACCUGUUGUGUAAGAAUAUAAUCUACAACGAGAAACAAGGUGACGUACAGUUCAUUGAUUAUGAGUAUUCUGGAUACAACUACCUGGCAUAUGAUAUUGGAAAUCAUUUCAAUGAAUUUGCAGGUGUCAGCGAGGUAGACUAUAGUCUCUAUCCAGAUAGAGACCUCCAGGGCCAGUGGCUGCGCUCUUACCUUGAAGCCUACAAGGAGUAUAAGGGCUUUGGCAGUGAUGUCACUGAAAAGGAAGUAGAGACACUCUUCAUUCAAGUCAAUCAGUUUGCAUUGGCUUCUCAUUUCUUCUGGGGACUCUGGGCUUUGAUACAAGCUAAGUACUCCACGAUCGAGUUCGAUUUCCUGGGGUAUGCGAUUGUCCGCUUUAACCAGUACUUUAAAAUGAAGCCCGAGGUCACAGCACUAAAAAUGCCGGAGUAAAGAAGAGGCCUUGCUGUUCUCCAGGAGCUGAGCGAUGCUUGUGGGUGUGUCUGAGAAAUUCCAAAAGCCAAUAUCUGUUAAAACUCAUUUAAUUUGGUUAUCUUGCUUUAAAAUGAUGCCUCGAAACAACCAACCUAUUUUUAAAUAGAGUGAUGUUAAGACUGUGGUUACUACUGUCGUAUGUGGCGGGCUGAAGAUCUGACCCUCAGCAGAGAGUAGAGUCGGGCUUUAGCCUGUGGCAGUACAGCCAUGUUACAUGUGAAUUAUUUAUUACACUUUUGACACGACUGACUACUUUGAUCUUUCGUUUGUUCAGUGUAUUGCAAUGAGAAUAUUGUGGAAAUCUUUAAAAGGUUUUGUUGAUAGAUUUAAUUUCAGAAAAACAUUUCUUGUUCAGUGUAACCUUUGUGAAAUGAAUCAUUUACUCUCAGUCUUGGCAGUCACUGCCUCAGUAGUAACUUAGGGUGUUCUAGGGAAGGGCCCGUCGAAGAGGGAGGGAGCAGGGCAGUUUACUGUCUCCUGGGGUAUACUCUUUUGAAUUGGAAAUUGGAAAUCAUUUCUUUUGGGGGAGUACAACUUAGAAUUAAAUUGUCUGUUUACAUAGCCUGACAAUAUAAAAUAUAUUUACUGUAUAAGCCUGGAAUAUAACAAUUUAAUGUUAAAAACUGUUAUUAAGUCUUGUUUUCAAAUACUAGAUAUGGUCAUUUAAGGUAAUAGUCCCAAUUUUUAGAAUUUACCUAUCAAAUUGUUUCUAACCAGAAGUUUUGUUUUACUUGAGAUAGUCUGUUUUUGUUCAUUAAAUAAUAGCUGGUGUUGUUAGUAUUUGAAACAGACAUACAGAGUUCAUCAUACUCAGAAGCAAGGAAUGUCAUUUAGAUGCUUUCUAUUUAGAUUCAUUCCUUAAGUUGGUUUUGUGUCUAUAGAGUCAGCAAAUGAUGAGUCAUCUAUGUAAUUCCAGAGUCAUUGAAGCAAUUAGAGUCGUAAGAAGCAGUUAGCUAGGUCAUGGAGCUGGAGCACUUACGGUCUAACAAGUGAGGAGACGGGAAUUAGACAGUCCUUGGGGUAGGAGGGCUUGUUUUGUUUUAUCUUGGUUUUGUCAGUCUGGUUUUUAUUUUAUGUAGGUGUAGAGGGAGGCAACUAUUUCAUGAAAGGACAUUAGGUCUUUGAGGUAGACAAGGCUUUAAUCUUUGAAGACUGCUCUGUGGGCUUGAGCAGUCAGGGGUAACUUUCCUUAGACUAGUCAGACAGGCUUUGCACUUUGGUCCCAUAAGUGCUUAUGUACAAAGUUGGCUCCAUGGAUCUGCAUAUUAAAGUAUGCACUCCAGAUCUAGUCUAGGAUUGUCUGGUGAUGUUCCACAUGACUUAUGUUCUUAGCCUAGUGCUUUAAAAUACUUGGAUUGUCUCAAGGUGUUCAAACCUAAUAAAGUAGAAACAGGCCAUUUGAGAUGGUAAAUUCUAGCCACAUACAUAGACUCUUAAAAACAUGUCUCUAACAGUGUUAGACCUGGAUUCGGUUUCUACCUCCCCAGUGCUGUAAUGUUCAUAUUUGUUCUUAUGAGCCACAUUACUGUAAGAUCAUUACAAUUCUGCCGACUUCUGUGAAUGGAAACGAUAAUGACAAACUCUUUACCAUGGUAAAGAAAACCUGCAAAAAACUGGCUUAGUGGGAUUCUCAUUCAUGUUUGGAACAUUGUCCUAGGAUGAUAAAGAUGUGAGCCUCCCGAUUCUUUGCUUUCCUCCUUUAAAUCCAAGAGUAUGUGUCACGUGGAAGCCCUGGAGAAGACAGUGUUGGCUAGUCUGUUCCCGUUCUUGAGUGCUUUGAGUGGAGGCUCACUGUGCUGCUGCGGCUAUGGCUGGUGGACUGCAAAGCAGCCAGCUGAAGUGUGACAGACUCCUGUGGCAGUGAGUGCCAUGGCAACGGAUGAGGCUUCCUUGUUCACUCUGCUAGCACACAAGAGAUCGUGGAAAGACUAGCACAUGAAACUCUUGCCCCCAUUCCUUAGCCAGAUUUGGGUGCUCUGAUGCACCUGCUUCUCAUACAGCUUUUGGGGAUCAUGGUGUAGAGUAUCAAAAGGAUUCAAAAUGUCUUUCUUUGUAUUGACCAUGCAAGGGAUUCUAAAGAGGGUAUAUUGGGACUGUUCUGAAGCGCAUCCCUGUAAGAUGUGUCCUGUGGCUUGCUAGAUAUCAGUUGCCUUCUCUUGUUCAGCUAAGGAACUUGAAUGCCUUACCUAACUACUCAGCUGGUAGUCAGCUCGUUUUCUACAUGUGAAAGUGGAUGUUAGAAGUGGCAUUCAUGGGUGUUCAGUGUAACCGUAGACCGUAGUGGCCUGGAUGCUUGAACAAGCAAACGUCUGCAUUUCUGCCCUCUCCCUACCCAUCCUGUCUCCCUGGCACACUGUAUGAGCUUGAAUCUGACCAGUGAUAUUUGAUACCCUUCCUCUCCCCUGUGCUACCACCAUUUCUGGAAAUGAGAUGUGGUGGCCACGUCUUGCUGUUGCCAUGAUCUGCCCGAGAUGAACCUUGAGCACAAACCUCAUCACCUAGGUCUGCUUGGAGUGUAAAUAGGACAGUGUAAAUAAGCUGCUGUAGUUAGUGUGAGUGUGUCUUGCGUAAAGAGGGUGUCGUUCUGCCUUUUUCUUUGUAGAAGUUUUUCUGUCACUAAAUGAUCCAGCCUGUUGAUGUUAGGCUGGGAACAGUGCAGUGAGAUAGCAGGAACUGGAAGGAAGAUUUAAUGGUUUAGUUAACGUUGGGAUUUAUUUAUUUAGCCUCUCAGUGCCUAAUAAGACUUUUCUCCAUUUUUACUUGGCUAUUAAUUUUUUGUAGGUUAGAUUCUGGGAAGCAGUACAUUUAUAGAGCUCAUCUUUGAGUCACGAUCUGAAGCUGAAGGAAACGAAAAAUGUAAUUUGUUUGUAAACUGAAGUCUGGUCCCCUUUUCUAUUUUCAGAGUUCGUUGACAUUUUUCUACAAAAACUUGAAAUUCAAUGUGAAUGUAAAUCUCACCCCAUACAAGACAGGGCACACGGCAUCUCUUGAGUUUGUCAGGCACCUUUUCUGGGGUGGUUCAGUAUGGGCCAGCUAUUUUUCCCUCCCUGACCCCCAGAUGUUUAUUUUAACUUUGUGUUACUAACAUUAAAUUUAGACUUAAAAGAAUUCUCCCAAACACGUGAAAGAAAAGUUAGUCUCUUUGAAAAGUCCUCAGUUGUUUCUGUGUUCCAAAGAGGCCCCUGUACCUCUUGUGACCUCACCGGCUGGCUUAUGGAGUCAGGUGGGGUUUUAUUUUUUUUUUUCCUCUCUAACUUGCAUUUUAUACUGCAUUCCAGAGUACUGUAGACUUAAGUAUUUCCCGAUUAAUCUGUCACCUGUCAACAGUGCUUUGUCCUGGGGCUGUCCUAGGGCAGGCAGCAGCAUGUGCUACCUCACAGGGAAGGUGCACACAGGUGGACAGCCUCUUGAGAGUGUCUUUGGCUUCAGGUGCUGUUGAUUUUCCUCUGUCAGUUUAUAGGUUGGCCUUUACUGUGAAGCCAAGCUGCAUCUUCUGGCCUGUUCCUGUUCCGAGAAGCAGAGAAGGUGGUGAGCUGCCUUCCCCCCAGUGACAGCAGUGUUCAGUCUUGGGUUUGACAAGUGCUAUCAGCUGCUCCAGACAGAACAUCCCCAGUUUUGGAAUUACAGUUCAUAUUUCUAUAAAUGAAAAUAUUGGAGGUUUUUGCAUUACUUUGAAUUCUUGAAGGUUAAAUUCAGUGAUACUUUACAAAAUGAGUUAGAUUUGACAGUUUUUAUGCUGAAAAUGUUCAUUUUUGGCUCAGUUUGAUACAGGAAGAAACCCCAAAGUCUUUGGAUUAGGAACAAAUAAUGAUGCUUGGUUGAUAAGCACUUUAACUCCUGUGUUGGCGGCAGCGUCUCUGGGACUGGGCACUGUGGUACCACAACAUGUCUUUGUCCAGUGUGCAUUGUAUGCUGUAUGUACUUGCAAAAACACUCUUAAAAGUAGUUAUAAUUUAUCUUUCAGUUGUCGUACCCAUGGUAGUCCUUUAGAUCCCAUCAGUAAGUUUUAAUAAAACACUAGAUAGUUAAAGAACCAAAAACACCACAUUGUCUUUGGACUGGUUUGUGGAGGUGGAGCAGGAAAGCCUCUCCAACUGGAGCUCCAGGCUUCCUAGCCAGAAACAGAGCUAGGUUGAAACCCAAUGACACCUGCAGGGCACUGGAGGGCAGAGUACCAGUUCUCCACGCCUGCACUGGGGCGUGCUGCUGUUUGUUGUAGGUAGUGACAUACUGAGUGUUCCUUGUUAGUAAUCUGAAGUCGUCCUCUGUAUUUACAUGUACUAAAGUAACUGUAAACUAAUGGAACCCGUAAGAACUUUUCUGUAUUUAGGAGCUUUUGUAGAGCAAGGUCACAUGUCCUGAUUGAACAAAGACAUGGUAAUACCCAUAUGCAAGGGAAAAGCUGAAAUGAGGAGCUGUCAUUGCAUUAGCUGUCUGUUGAAUCGGGAAGCUGUGGCAUGGGAUCUUAAAUUUGUGUUUCCCAAAUGUGAAUUGUAGUCUAAUGCUGCUUUGUGUAGACUCUAAGUGCUAUGGGUAGUCUCAGCACUGAACAUGGAUUGAUACCUCGCAGAGGACCGCAGCCUUUGUCCUACGUUUCCCUACUCCUCAGCAAGUGUCUGCGUUCUGGAGAACUUGCUUAUCUGUUUGCUAGCAGAGAUACUUCCUGCUUUUUCCUUUGUUGUUACAUAUUUUAUGUUUGGAAUUUAAUUUUUACUACUGUUAAUUUAAGUAUAAUUUGUUCCAUGUAUAAAAUGGCGUUGCCAGUAAAAAUCAACAGCCUCUUUCACGUAGCUGCUGAAGUGAAGUACAUUUGUGUUCUGUGUUCAUGAACUUGCAGUGAAGCCGUGUUUCUUUUACAGAAAGGGCGGCUCAGGCUUUAUUUCUGUUUAAUAAGGCUUUCUACCAUUGAUUAAAUGAAGGAAUGUAUCUUUUUGAAGAGAUUUAUAUUCUGUAAAUAAACAUUGGUUGUAACAAUAAAGUUGAGUUCUAACUAUAA
Messenger RNA from Grammomys surdaster, 6381 nucleotides. It is a transcript of the gene Etnk1, whose product is annotated as ethanolamine kinase 1. Gene Ontology annotation, cellular component: cytoplasm. The record is from RefSeq and is a predicted model, not a curated record. Gene Ontology annotation, biological process: phosphatidylethanolamine biosynthetic process. NCBI's taxonomy places the organism in Eukaryota, Metazoa, Chordata, Mammalia, Rodentia, Muridae. The transcript is spliced from 8 exons. Gene Ontology annotation, molecular function: ethanolamine kinase activity. Bases 252 to 1343 code for a protein of 363 amino acids.